Molecule: messenger RNA, 2400 nt
Organism: Corticium candelabrum
Lineage: Eukaryota; Metazoa; Porifera; Homoscleromorpha; Homosclerophorida; Plakinidae
Exons: 10
Coding region: 570-1172 (200 amino acids)
Biological process (GO): intracellular signal transduction
Source: RefSeq, a predicted model, not a curated record
UGCAAGAUGAGCUGGUGUACGAGCUUUUGACUACAAACAGUGCCAACGUAAAUAAAUAUACAUAAAUUGUUAUUGUCAUAAAAUUAAUAUAUUUUUAACGCGCGUUAGGUAGAGCGUUUGCGUACACAUCCGUUGUAAUAUAUUUUAUUACGGUAAAUAAUUAAUUAAAACAAGGACUAGACGUUAUGUUAAUAUCAAGUCUAUAUCAAGCCAGUUAUGUCUGUGUGGUUUGCAGCUAAUUUUCAGUCUGUGAUUUGAUAUCAUCAAGAGUUGGAGUUUGGCCAUUGCAAAGUGGUCGUUGACUAUUGCACGUGGAGAAGGCUUGAAGGCGUCAGGCUGUGGAGCAUCAAUGACAUCCUCAUUUCCUUAUGGAUCUGGUACGUGUGACGUUGGCGUGUGGAAUAGAGAAAUGGGCGUGGCAAUAGCUGUUGAAUGUCAUUGGACUGACGACUGUCAACGGCACCGAGUUCUUACUGCAAGCUCCAGACACUGAGACUCGAGAUAGUUGGGCUGAGGUGAUCGGUGAUACGAUACGACAGCUGGAGCAAGACAAAACAAUUGCGAAUCCAAUGGUUGCUGAAUGUGACAUUCGUUCAACUCCCAGGCCAUUGCUUGAUGCUCAUUAUAGUGAACUGAUAGCCGCCGUGCAAGACCCUGAUGCCGGUGUUCCACUCGGCGAGCACAAGAAUGAACUGAAAACAUACAAAGACCGUUUUGCUGGUGUGUUGUGUGUCUUAUCCUCAUCUAAGUUUACUUGCACAAAAAUUUUGUUUGUUGCAUGUGAAAGUUGUGAGUUAAUUGAGUGGUUGUUGUCGUGGUUGUUUGUCACAAUGAGGGAGGAAGGAUGUCAAUUAUCAAACAGUCUGUUGAAUGAAGCGUAUCUACAGCCAGUGGGAGGGUUGAAUAAAGAGUCGUUCAAGAAGCAUUCGCAUUGGAAGAAGUUGGCGUUUGUGGAUGGUGUAGGAGCUUUUUAUAGAUUUUCUGCUCUCACACCAUCCAAGCCAGUAGAACAGUGUUUCAGUAAAUUGUCAAGAAAUGCAGAAUUGACCGGUUCAGAGACAGACUCGGGUUCUGAAUGUGGCAUGCAGACACAGUGUGGCACUUCAACAAUGGGUCAGUCAGGUGGAAAAAUUGUGGAAACAACAAGGCAAGGAUUCUUAAUGAAAAAGUGACAUCGGAUACACAACUGGAAAGCGAGGAAGUCUGUAUUGCACAAGGGUGCAUGUGGUUUGCUGUAUUAUCAAGGAUCUAAGGUUUAUGGCAGUUGAUCAGAGCAAAUGAAAGGAAUUGGAGACUGUUUGUUCUCACUCGAAAUGGCAACAGCUCAAUACAAAAUUGUAUCUGCCGGUCAUCCCAGUUAUGCAAGAGUUCUUGCUGAUUGAUUGUUCUAUACUACAGACGUGUUGUGACAUUCGUGAGAGUUUGGUUUUGUGGAAGACUCUCGCAGUAGCCGAUGGAGACAACCAACCUGUUGAGUGGCUAUCAAUCCACCCAGUAGACCUCGACGUGAUCAUUCCCGACUUCAUCGAAUACAGAAAGAAAUGCAAUUGUGAUGACUUGAUGAAAGGCAAUUUGUGUUGCAAAACUCUCACACAUCAGAGUGGAUCAAUGACGUUCUGUAUUGCCUGUUGUGGAUGGAGACUUGAACUUGACAAGUUGGACAACAGAGUUGUUGCUGUACACUACAAGAGUGCACGUGUCGGUCCACGGAUGCAGCUGUUCCAUGAUGUUGUGUCAUUAAGACUUGUCCAUGCGUUCUCGGCGCUAUACAAGUAGCUAAUAGGUACAGCAUCAUGUGACUUGCACUGGCGGUAUGUGUGGCUAUCAUUACACAGGAGCUUGUUGGUUGAUCUUACUAAAAUAGGGUAUAAAGCCUUAGGGGUGUGUGGUGUGUGUGUUGUAAGUAUACUUACUGUCCACACUAGACCAGAAUGGAUCGCGAUCCGAUCGCGAAUUAUAUGAUGAGAGAUCUAGCAAGUGGCUUCCUCUUCCACUGAUGACAUACAAACGGUGGUUACAUGCUGCAUUCUCAACUCAGAAUGGAGAACUCAUCACAGCCGGAGGGUUGGAUGAAGAACUCCAAACCAUCAUGUCAAUAGAAAGUCUGAAAUGUCCAUAACAUUUUGUGUUAACAAAUUACCUUAUUUUUAGUUUGUGUGUAUUUGACAUUUUGUUACGUUUAUCCGACUGUAUGUUUAUGGAAGAUACUUGGCGUGUAUGCAAGUGUAAGAGCAUCUAAUGAUACCAUAUUAUAUUAUUAUAUCACAUCAAGCUCCAUAUUCACGUUUUUCUAUCAAACAUACCUCCUUACAUCAGCAAACGUUGAGAAACCGCUCAAAUCUCAUAAAGCAAUAAUACCAUCUAUUAUCAUUCAGCAACAACAUAAUCCAUAUUCCUCGU